AUCUCUCUCUCUCUCUCUCUCUCUCUCUCUCUUCUAAUAACUAAAUUUUGAGUUCAAUUGUUGCUGGUGAGGCUCCCUCUCUCUCUCCUCUCUCUUUGACUCUACAGAGAGAGAGAGAGAGGGGGUAGAGAGAGAAGUAGAAGAUGGAGAGAGCAGGGGAGAAGUCAACGCCGGCGGCGGCGGCGGAGGAGGAGCGGAGGUGGCGGUGGCGCGAGGGUGCCGUCACCUACGCGCACCUCCUCCUCUACAUCGCCCUCUCCAGCGGCCAAAUCUUCUUCAACAAGUGGGUCUUGUCCUCGAAGCAAAUCAACUUCCCCUAUCCAGUGGCGCUGACUUUACUGCACAUGCUCUUCUCCUCUGUUGUUUGUUUUGCACUUAUAAAAGUAUUUAAGAUCAUAAAAAUUGAGGAGGGGAUGACUACAGAGAUAUAUGCCACCUCAGUCGCUCCCAUUGGUGCAAUGUUCGCAAUGACUCUUUGGCUGGGAAAUAGUGCAUACCUCUACAUAUCUGUUGCAUUUGCACAGAUGUUAAAAGCUGUUAUGCCUGUAGCUGUGUUUUUUCUAGGAGCAGCUGCUGGUCUUGAGGAACUGAGUUGUAGAAUGUUCCUUAUCAUGUCAGUAAUCAGUUUCGGAGUUAUUGUGGCUUCUUAUGGUGAAGUCACGAUUAGCUGGGUUGGUGUAGUUUAUCAAAUGGGUGGGGUUAUUGCUGAAGCUUUGAGACUGACCUUCAUCGAAAUCUUUUUGAAGAAAAAGGGUGUUAAAUUGAAUAUAAUAUCUAUGAUGUACUAUGUCAGUCCAUGCAGUGCACUGUGCCUAUUUGUUCCCUGGAUAUUCUUAGAGAAACCAAAAAUGGAUUCGAGCGGUUCCUGGAACUUUCCACCAGUGACAUUGUUUUUUAAUUGCCUCUGCACUUUUCUACUCAACCUAUCAGUUUUUGUUGUUAUCUCUCGUACUAGUGCGCUGACAGCUCGGGUCACUGGAGUGGUCAGGGAUUGGGUUGUAGUUCUGUUCUCGGCUUUAAUAUUCGCUGAUACAAAAUUGACGGUCAUAAACAUAAUUGGUUAUGCCAUAGCUAUUGCAGGUGUUGUAGGGUACAACAAGCACAAGCUAAAAGUGGGAACAUCGCCAACGGCUUCGUCACAAUCAAACUCAAACCAUAAUAACCCAGAAAGUUCUCAAGAUGUUCAAAUACCCUUGGUUCCUCCAAAAGAAGCUGCGUAGAAUGGUCUCGAUUAAAUUUUUUUAGGUUAAGCAAGUUCUCGCUCGGCUAUAAUUCGGCCAUGCUGUCCUCAGGAUUCUUUUUUUUUGUCAUUAAAUGCUUAGGAUUCUUGUCCCAUUACUGUUUAGAAUUGGGAGUGUUAUACCAAUUUAAGCUGCAAAAAAGUAAUCGUUGAGCACGGGAAAUUCUUCGGCAAUAAUUCAAAUAGCUGGUUUUCCAUUAGUUAGAUUUAAAGUUUCUUGUUUUGAAUCCUUAAGGCGCCGCGUCACCUUAUUUACUUGUCAUCUAUGCAUGUUCUUGUAUCGCAUACCUUGUUGUUUUUGUUACUAAACAGGAUGUAUACUCAAAAAAUUUGAAAACAUCAAUAUAGAACCUUUGGUCUCUUGCAGUAGUUUGUAUC
Messenger RNA from Ananas comosus (pineapple), 1618 nucleotides. Its product is annotated as probable sugar phosphate/phosphate translocator At3g14410. The coding region runs from base 144 to 1220 and encodes 358 amino acids. The transcript has 8 exons. Lineage: Eukaryota; Viridiplantae; Streptophyta; Magnoliopsida; Poales; Bromeliaceae. Gene Ontology annotation, molecular function: antiporter activity. Gene Ontology annotation, cellular component: trans-Golgi network; Golgi apparatus; endosome. The record is from RefSeq and is a predicted model, not a curated record.